Astrephomene gubernaculifera is the source of this 2183-nucleotide messenger RNA. The record is from the annotation of a GenBank genome assembly. NCBI's taxonomy places the organism in Eukaryota, Viridiplantae, Chlorophyta, Chlorophyceae, Chlamydomonadales, Astrephomenaceae.
CGGGAAUCGGCCAAAUGAAGUUACGACGUUUCGAUCCCGACGGGGCCGGCCGUCUACAACAGCGCGAACUUUGACAGUGUUUUCUAAAUAGCAUACUGCAUACUUUUAAAUAGCAUACUGCAUAGACCUCUCCUGAUGAAGCCCUCGUGUACACCCGAACGUUCGCCACUUGGCGGGGAACAGUUACAUGUUGAGUUGUCUCGAAAGCGGCGACGGUGCUCAAAUGCGUCGGAUGUCGAUCCACUAAAGUCAAAGACAGUGACGCUGACUGUGCCAGCAUCGCCUGCUGACACGCGCAACUUCAAAGGAACAACAUCGUGGCAAGAACCGGCCCAUAAGCCCGGAGAACCCGCCAUCUCAAAGAUAGUUGCGCUAGCUAUAAAGUUGGUGCUUCAUAAUGCGAAGCGGUGCGCCCCUGUUCUAGAGCGCCUCCUAAAAGAGCGCCCGCGAGCCCCCGGAGCGGACCUGCAGGAUCCGAGCUCUCUCGCAGCCUACAUAACUACAAUUCGGGCGCAGGGGGGCAAGAUUAAGUGGAGAUCUGAAGACGAGCAGAUAAUGUACGACUACCUCACCACGCUGCGGCCGGACGACAAGGUCAAGACCAGGCACGCCAUGCAGAUGCUGGGCAUCGCCCACCUCUCCGGCGACGACAAGCUGUGCAACACGCUGUGCGCCAAACUCAACUCGCUGCGCAACAAGAUGAAGCACGGCGCUGUGGGCAGCGAGCCAGCCGAUGAAGAGGACCAUCCCAGGCGCCGGGCGGCCAGCGUGGAUUACAAGGGUCUGCUCAAGCGCGCCUAUCUGGCUCUACCGGGUCACAAGGGCACGCUGGCUGAGGCGGCCCGGGUGCUGGAGGCGGACCCCGAGGUCAGCCCGCAGCUGGACAGGAGGCUGUACCGCUCCUCCAAGCGCACCCCCAUCUGGCGGCAGUACCUCCGGAACGCCAGGAGCAGGUGCCCCCAGCUGGUGAAGACGGGCGAGGAACGCGGCGGCGACAUGGUCCUCCGCUGGCACAUGGAGGCGGAAGGGACGGAGGAGAAGGAGGCGACGCAGCAGCAGGGCGAGGAGAGGGAGGAGGAGAAGAAGACCAAGGACCAGAAGAAGAAGAACAGGAAGGAUGAUAGGAAGAAGAAGAAAGCCAGGGAGGGGAAGGCGGACAGGAGGGGUUCUACAUAGUCCCUUGCGCGGCCGCAGCUGUGGGCAGCCGGGCAUGAAGGAGCAGGGGGAGGAGAGGGAGGAGGGGCCCACACCACGUGGUGCUGGGCGGGCAGGGGAGAUGCCGGUCAGGCGGAAGAGGCGUCAGUGGCGUUGUACAUAUCAGGGGUGUAUAACAGCAGCGGGUCGAGCUGGAUCGCGUGUUGCAGCAGGGUGGUCUUAUUAUUAAUGCCAAAAGCGAGCGAUCAUUAGUAGACAUAUAUUGGGCCGUGUGCCCAUACACGUUGCAUAGCGCCUGGCGACGGGCGCUCUUGCCCUGCAGCAAUACGGCCUCAAGGCUUUGGUAUUGUCCAGGUUAUUUCUAGGUCGUGGUGGUGAUUACCAAUUUGGGUGGGCAAAGCCCGAAUUUGCUAAGCCGUUGUGAUAAUAAGGUUAUAGGAUAGGAUAAGCAGGACAUGUCGUACAGGUCCUCGAAGGUGCAGUCGAGGCUGGUCCGCGCGGUGUUGGAAUGUUGGGUGGUAGGAGGUGUUGGGUGCGCCGGCUGGGACUGUUGUGUCGCCCGCGAGGCUAUGGCUGCUGGACGGGGGCCGCGGUGGGGCGCUCGGUGAUGCGUUUUCACUGUCGAGAGGCCGCCAGUGUUUGUAUCGUGAUUGGGAAUUACGUACACCUAAUCCCCCUGGUCGUCUGCGGAAACCGAGGUGGUUGUUAAUUAUUGGGUCCGUGUUCCCUCGUUCGCUUGUGUAGGUCCUGUCACACCCCGGGGCUGGGCCUCGGCAGGGUGGAAGGGUUGUGUUUUGGUGGCCGCCUGAUCCCCUCCCCUCCUAGUUCCCCAUGACUGUGAGAGUGUUCUCUCUGGAUUCAUAGCAUUGUAUAGCAAGAAUGCUGCACUGACUCCCCCAUCAUCGCGCAAAAAUAAAUAAUUAUUUCGGAAAAUGCGCAGUUUCGCGCAAAGUUAAAUAAUUGCUGAGAGGGCUGCGCGAAACUGGGGAAACCCCUCGGGACCCUUCCCCGCACCCCCAACAUGCCCC